Messenger RNA from Dama dama (fallow deer), 3433 nucleotides. RefSeq names its product solute carrier family 12 member 1 (gene SLC12A1). Lineage: Eukaryota; Metazoa; Chordata; Mammalia; Artiodactyla; Cervidae. Gene Ontology annotation, molecular function: sodium:potassium:chloride symporter activity. The transcript has 26 exons. Gene Ontology annotation, cellular component: membrane. The coding region runs from base 1 to 3291 and encodes 1096 amino acids. The record is from RefSeq and is a predicted model, not a curated record. Gene Ontology annotation, biological process: cell volume homeostasis; sodium ion homeostasis; sodium ion transmembrane transport.
AUGUCACUGAACAACUCCUCCAAUGUAUUUCUGGAUCCCACGCCUAGUAAUACCAAUCGCUUCCAAGUUAAUGUCGUAAAUGAGAGCAGUGCUGCUGUGAAUGACAACGCUGACCCUCCACACUAUGAGGAAACCUCUUUUGGGGAUGAAGGCCAGAACAGAUUCAGAAUCAGCUUUAGGCCUGGGAAUCAGGAGUGCUACGACAAUUUCCUCCAAACCGGAGAAACGGCUAAAACAGAUGCCAGUUUUCAUGCUUACGAUUCUCACACAAACACAUACUACCUACAAACCUUUGGCCACAACACGGUGGAUGCUGUGCCCAAGAUUGAGUACUAUCGCAACACCGGCAGUGUUAGCGGGCCCAAGGUCAACCGACCCAGCCUGCUGGACAUUCACGAGCAACUCGCGAAGAAUGUAUCAGUGGCCCCAGGUUCAGCUGAUGUGGUUGCUAACGGUGAAGGGACACCUGGAGAUGAACAAGCUGAAAACAAGGUAGAAGAUCAAGCUGGUGCUGUGAAGUUUGGAUGGGUGAAAGGUGUGCUGGUACGAUGUAUGCUGAAUAUCUGGGGUGUCAUGCUCUUCAUUCGCCUCUCCUGGAUUGUUGGAGAAGCUGGAAUUGGUCUUGGUGUGAUUAUCAUCGGCUUAGCCGUGACAGUGACUGGUAUCACUGGUUUAUCCACCUCUGCUAUUGCUACAAAUGGAUAUGUCAGAGGAGGUGGGGCCUACUAUCUUAUUUCCAGAAGCUUAGGGCCUGAGUUCGGUGGAUCUAUAGGCUUGAUCUUUGCUUUUGCCAAUGCAGUGGCUGUUGCUAUGUAUGUGGUGGGAUUUGCUGAGACUGUGGUAGAUCUUCUUAAGGAGAGUGAUUCAAUGAUGGUGGAUCCAACCAAUGACAUCCGGAUCAUAGGCUCCAUCACAGUGGUGAUUCUUUUAGGAAUUUCAGUAGCUGGAAUGGAAUGGGAAGCAAAGGCUCAAGUGAUUCUUCUGAUCAUUCUUCUCAUUGCUAUUGCAAACUUCUUCAUUGGAACUGUCAUUCCAUCCAACAAUGAGAAGAGGGCCAGAGGUUUCUUUAAUUAUCAAGCAUCAAUAUUUGCAGAAAAUUUUGGGCCAAGCUUCACAAAAGGAGAAGGCUUCUUCUCUGUCUUUGCCAUUUUUUUCCCAGCAGCAACUGGGAUCCUUGCUGGUGCCAAUAUCUCAGGAGAUUUGGAGGAUCCCCAAGAUGCCAUCCCCAAAGGAACCAUGCUGGCCAUCUUCAUCACCACUGUCGCCUACAUAGGAGUCGCCAUUUGCGUGGGGGCUUGUGUGGUCCGAGAUGCCACUGGGAGUGUGAAUGACACCAUCGUUUCUGGGGUGAGCUGCAACGGUUCAGCAGCCUGUGGGUUAGGCUAUGACUUCUCAAGAUGUCAACGUGAACCGUGUCAGUACGGGCUGAUGAACAAUUUCCAGGUCAUGAGCAUGGUGUCAGGGUUUGGCCCCCUCAUCACUGCUGGGAUCUUUUCUGCAACACUCUCCUCGGCCCUGGCCUCCCUCGUCAGCGCGCCCAAAGUGUUCCAGGCUCUGUGCAAGGACAACAUCUACAAAGCUCUGCAGUUCUUUGCAAAGGGGUAUGGGAAGAACAAUGAGCCCCUGAGAGGAUACUUUCUCACUUUUGUUAUAGCCAUGGCGUUCAUUCUUAUUGCGGAACUGAACACCAUCGCUCCCAUCAUCUCCAACUUUUUCCUGGCCUCAUAUGCACUUAUUAAUUUCUCCUGCUUUCAUGCCUCUUAUGCCAAAUCUCCAGGAUGGAGACCUGCAUAUGGUAUUUACAACAUGUGGGUGUCUCUCUUCGGAGCUGUUUUGUGCUGUGCGGUCAUGUUUGUCAUCAACUGGUGGGCAGCUGUCAUCACCUAUGUCAUCGAGUUCUUCCUCUAUAUCUAUGUGACUUACAAGAAGCCAGAUGUGAACUGGGGCUCCUCCACGCAGGCUCUUUCCUACGUGAGCGCUUUAGACAACGCUCUAGAACUAACUACAGUGGAAGAUCAUGUGAAAAACUUCAGGCCCCAGUGCAUUGUCUUAACAGGGGGACCCAUGACAAGACCUGCUCUCUUGGAUAUAACUCACGCCUUCACCAAGAACAGUGGCCUUUGCAUCUGCUGUGAAGUCUUUGUGGGACCGCGCAAGCUGUGUGUUAAAGAGAUGAACAGUGGCAUGGCAAAAAAGCAGGCCUGGCUUAUAAAGAACAAAAUCAAGGCAUUUUAUGCAGCAGUGGCAGCAGAUUGUUUCAGGGAUGGUGUCCGAAGUCUCCUUCAGGCCUCGGGCUUAGGACGAAUGAAACCAAACACUCUGGUGAUUGGAUACAAAAAAAACUGGAGGAAGGCUCCCCUGACAGAGAUCGAAAACUAUGUGGGAAUCAUACAUGAUGCGUUUGAUUUUGAGAUUGGUGUUGUCAUAGUCAGAAUCAGCCAAGGGUUUGACAUCUCCCAGGUUCUUCAGGUGCAAGACGAAUUAGAGAAAUUAGAACAGGAGCGGCUGGCUUUGGAAGCCACCAUCAAAGAUAAUGAAAGUGAAGAAGGAAAUGGAGGCAUCCGAGGCUUGUUUAAAAAAGCUGGCAAGCUGAACAUUACUAAGCCAACUCCUAAGAAAGAUAGCGGCAUUAACACAAUCCAGUCAAUGCACGUUGGGGAGUUCAACCAGAAACUGGUGGAAGCCAGCACCCAAUUUAAAAAGAAGCAGGGAAAAGGCACAAUUGAUGUUUGGUGGUUGUUUGAUGAUGGAGGGUUAACACUCCUUAUCCCCUAUAUCUUGACUCUCAGAAAAAAAUGGAAAGACUGUAAAUUAAGAAUCUAUGUUGGAGGGAAGAUCAAUCGCAUUGAAGAAGAAAAAAUUGCAAUGGCUUCCCUUCUGAGCAAAUUUAGGAUAAAAUUUGCAGACAUCCAUGUCAUUGGUGACAUCAACAUUAAGCCAAACAAAGAAAGCUGGAAAGUCUUUGAAGAAAUGAUUGAACCAUAUCGUCUCCAUGAAAGCUGCAAAGAUUUAACAACUGCUGAGAAAUUAAAGAGAGAAACUCCGUGGAAAAUUACAGAUGCAGAACUGGAAGCAGUCAAGGAAAAGAGUUACCGCCAAGUUCGACUGAACGAACUCUUACAGGAGCACUCAAGAGCUGCUAAUCUCAUAGUCCUGAGCCUUCCAGUGGCAAGAAAAGGAUCUAUAUCAGAUUGGUUGUACAUGGCUUGGUUGGAAAUCCUCACGAAGAACCUCCCUCCUGUCUUACUAGUUAGGGGAAAUCACAAAAAUGUCCUGACAUUUUACUCUUAAAAGAUCUUUAUCCUUAAAGGAUUAGAAUACAUUUUAAUUUAAUGGAUGAAUAAUUAGGAAACAAGUUCCAGUACCUUAUGUUGUAAAUGUGAUCUGUGGAUAUUCAAACCUAGAAGACUAUCCUAUAGGCUUCCAAGUAAAU